Molecule: messenger RNA, 456 nt
Organism: Clavispora lusitaniae ATCC 42720
Lineage: Eukaryota; Fungi; Ascomycota; Pichiomycetes; Serinales; Metschnikowiaceae
Source: RefSeq, a predicted model, not a curated record
AUGAGACAGUUGUUGAUGGGGCUUUCUUUCUGUCCUAGAAACUGGAUUACAUCUUGUGCUAGAAAACCACCCAAAAUAGAAGCCACUGGUGCAAAUUCAGUGAAUGCUUGUGCAGAGAAAAGGUCUAAAUAUUCUUCACUAACAAUCGUCGGAAGAAUAUCAAGUGACUCGCAUUUUUCCAACAGUAGCUUGCGAAGAAGUUCCUUGUCCAAAUUUUGUUCAGGAUCAGAAGGCUUCUCUACCUCGAAAAGAGAGAGAAUCAAUGGUAAUGCUGGCGAUAAUCUCUUAAGUUGUCUUUUGUUCAACUGUCUCGUCAAUUUGGAGGAUGUAAAUAAUCCUGAUAGAGGGAAGAACUCGUCUUCAAUGGUUACUAGCUCCACAUUCUCCAGUUGCUUAUAUUCAACUUUUGUGAUUGUCUUAACAUCAUUAAUUUUCAGGUUUACUUCACGAGGCUGA